AUGAUGGUCAUUCGGCUCCGUAAGCAAAAGUGUUAAGCUCACAAAAUUUCCUCUACAGUAGCUGCCUUCCUAAGGAUUGAACCUUUUGCCACUUUUAUUUAUUAGGAAUUUUCUGCACUGGACACUUAAGACCCUCUGGAUUUGACAUGUUUUCCAGGUGUUGUUACAUUUAAGAAAAAAAACCCCCUUUUUAAGAUGGAAGUUCCUUUUCCUCUGUAUUUUGGUGUUGAUGGCUGGCUAAGGAUCUUCUGCAGAGUGCAGUGAGUGCUGCUGGAUGAUGUUCUUUCUGCCUACUCAAAGUCACAUUAAAACUUACUUUUUUUGUUGCAAUAUAAAUGAUCACCAUUUCCACAGAGGUCACACGUGCAAUUCUUCCUGUUUGGAGCGUGGUGCAGAGCUGCUGAGAAGGCUGAGCAAUGCUUCCCAGGUCUUCUGUGCUUGGCAGGCCAUGGGUUCAAGUGCUGAAGGCUGUCUUCCUGAUAGCUUUGCCUAACUGAUGGGAGAAUCAAAUGGAAGGAAGUGACGAAGCCCUGCAGUCUCAUCCGAAGGCUGCUGGCUGGUUUUACUCUCUCCUGGGUAUUUCUUAGCUCACUAAUUAUCAUGAUUGCAUGACAGAAUGGCCUUUGUUUCUUGCCAUAAAUUUAAGACUUCAUGGAUGGACCUCGUAUCAUUCAACGUGUUUUAUUUGGCGCUGAGGAGGUGUUUCUCUGGGAAUCUCUAUGAACUCUGCUGCACUUUAGAAUGCACUGGGGGGAACGUUGGGAAGCUGCUGGGGCACCUGAGGGCACCCUGAGGAGCUGUGACAGCGCCCUGGAACACGGUGUGUGGCUGUGGGAGGCCUCCAGGGUCUCUAGGAAGCCUCUGGAGCUCACUGGUGAGCUGUGGGAGCACUGGAGGAUUUCCUGGAGCACACUGGGUGGUUCUUGGAGAUUGCUAGAUUGUGCUGAGGAGCAGCUCGGGCACUGAGGAGUUCUGAAGGUAUUCUAGUGGGACCUCGGUUACCAUGGGGGUCUUGAGAGUCCUUUAGGGCACACUGGAAGGUCUGUAGGGUGCCCUAAAUGCCACGGAGCUCUGGGUGUAGUCUGCUGUGCCUACAGUACAAAGGGGAGUCCUUGGAGUAGUGGGACGCCCUGGAAAGCCUGUGGUGCCCCCUGGAGCAGCUGAGGCUCAGGCACAGAGAGAGCUGUGUUCUGAAUGGAAGCCAGGACUUCAAGUCAGCUCCAGUUCUCAGUUUGACCAGUGCUUUGCUGCUGGCCUUAGAACGCAAGGCAUAAUGAGUUUUUUCUGUCACGGGGUGAAGAUGGUGGUGAUUUUGCUUCAGUAGAUUUCCAGGGAAUAAAGAUAAACUGAGGCUGAGCCAUUGCUACGGCCCUUACAGCUGUAGGACUGAAAUGGCUGUCACAGCAGCAGCCACCUGCUCCUCUGAAUCUGCACUCUGUGUAUCAGAGUGACUUUGGAGAACGAUUGUGAGAUAUGAAAGACAGGUUUGCACUUCAUUAAUAUUGAAUCAUAAAGAGCCACCUUUAUACACGACAGCUGCCCACGAUGGUUGCAUUCCUCCAUUGUGUGUCUCUGAGCUCUCUGUGCAGCCCUGGAGCACAGGAGGGGGUUGUGUUGGUGGUAUUGGCUGGGAGGAGAUUCCAAUGGAAGGCUCCCUAAAGAAUGCUGAGGGGGCCCAGGACUCUCUGUGCAGCAGAGAUGAGCGUGGCUGCCUGGCAGGGAUACGUGGAGGCUUUGUGGGGCUGUGCAGACAACUUUUGGGUGUUGUGGAGUUGAGGCUGAGCUCCUGACUGUGCUUUAGCAUCUUCCCAAUGGCGGUGAGAGGCUUGGCAGGGCCAGGCUUUGUGGUGUGGGACUCCCUGAAGUGCUGGCAAAGGGUCAGCACCCAAAACCAAAUGUUUCCUGCAUGGAGAUAAAGGUUCUGCCAAGUGCUGGUGCCCCACAGCUGUGACUGUGGGGGGGGGAGAGGAGGGAGAUGCUCUGCUUUAGGAGGCACUGAGAGAAUCACCCACUGCUCUGCACGCAUCUCCACAUCAGUUAAAGACCCACAGCGUCCCAAGGCUGCGCCCCACAGCACGGCUGGCACCCAAACACCCCCUGGUGCCUACAGCUGGAUGGAGCUGAGCGAAGUGGGAGGUGAUCCUCAGCCCCCCCCCCCCCCCCCCUCUGUGCCACCCAUCCCCAGGAACGCCUCCCACACCCCAGGGAGGAGCAGCAGCGCCUGCCCCAGCACGCAGUGGGUGCGGGGUGCUGGGAGCCGAUGGAGCCGCGGUGGCAUUACCAGUUCCGGGUGAUCAUGCUGGGGGAUUCGACGGUGGGCAAAUCCUCCCUGCUGCGGCGUUACACCGAGGGGGUUUUCCUGGAUGCUGUCAAUCAGACGGUGGGGGUGGAUUUCUACGUUCAGUUCGUGGAGUUGGAGCCGGGGCUGCAGGUCAAACUGCAGUUCUGGGACACGGCUGGGCAGGAGCGCUUCAGGUCUGUCACCCGUUCCUAUUACCGCAACUCUGCGGGUGCAAUGCUGCUCUUCGACCUCACCAACCGCGCGUCCUUCGAGAGCGUCCGGCGGUGGCACCGGGAGGUGACAGACACCAUCCAACCUUUCCACGUGGUUUUCCUGCUGGUGGGACACAAAAGCGACCUGGUGGGGGAACGUAAGGUGGGCAGGAGGGAGGCGGAGCGGCUGGCGGCCUCGUUGGGCGUGCAGUACGUCGAGACCUCAGCCAAGGACGGCAGCGAUGUGACGCGGGCGUUCCAGAUGCUGACCGUGGCCAUCUACCGGGCGCUGCAGAGCGGGCUGCUGGCACCGUGCGAGGCGUGGGACGGGGUGAAGAGCAGCGUGCCGCUGCCAGCAGCGUGCCCGAAGAAGGAGAAGCAGAAGAAAUGCGCGUGCUAAGGAGGGCAUUGAGGUGCUGGGCUCUGCCGGGUGCCGAGGAAGGAGGAGCAGCGAGUGAUGGCGUUAAACAGCCCCCUGCUCACCCCACCGCCUGCCCCGUUUCCUGAGGAAAGGGAGGUGCCAGAGCCCCGUUCUUCUGUUCUCUCCCCUUACAAAGCGGUUCCCAGACAGCGAGCGCAGCCCCUCCCUGUGCCCUCGGGUCUCAAACCCGUUUUACUAUGGAGCAGAGAAUGCUAUGGUGUCCUGCGCCCAGCAGCACCCAGCCACGCUUCGGGCAGAGCCCUGGGAACAGACGGCAGCUCUGUGCGCCAGGAGCUGCCUCUCCCUCCCGAGCACCAGUCAGAC
This is a messenger RNA of Tympanuchus pallidicinctus (lesser prairie-chicken), 3238 nucleotides long. It is a transcript of the gene RAB42, whose product is annotated as RAB42, member RAS oncogene family. Gene Ontology annotation, cellular component: Golgi membrane. Gene Ontology annotation, molecular function: GTP binding; GTPase activity. Bases 2261 to 2893 code for a protein of 210 amino acids. NCBI's taxonomy places the organism in Eukaryota, Metazoa, Chordata, Aves, Galliformes, Phasianidae. The transcript is spliced from 2 exons. The record is from RefSeq and is a predicted model, not a curated record.